AUGGCAACAGACAUAUAUAUAGGAAAGCGCCUCUCCUACGACGCGCACCUCUGCACAAUCCGCUACCACGGCCCCAUCCAAGGCACAACCGGCCUCUGGCUCGGCGUAGAAUGGGACGAGCCCACACGAGGAAAGCACUCCGGCACACACCAAGGCACCCAAUACUUCACCUGUCUAAACCCUUCUCCAACAUCCGCAUCCUUCAUCCGACCAACCCGCAAACCAGACCAACCACGCACCUUUGUCCAAGCCCUAAAGUCAAAGUACGCGUCUGAAGCUCUGGAGGAAGACUUCCAGGAUCCAGAUGUUCAUGUUGUGUUUAACCAUCAGCCGCCUGUGCAGCAGAAACAAAAGCCGGUGCUGUUCAAUGGGAAGCCGGCGGAGGAGAUUGGGUUCGAUAAGAUUAGGAGGCAAUUGGCGCAGCUGGGAGAAUUGAAGAUUAUUAUUUUGGAUGGGCUUUGUAUGCAGAGGCCUGAGGCACGAGGGGAGGGGUGGUUGAAAGGAGGGGAGAAAAUCGAUGUCAAGGAGGCAUGUCCGAAAGCGAUGGAACUUGAUUUGAGCAGGAAUCUUUUUGAGGAGUGGAGGGAAGUAGCUGCCAUCUGUGAACAGCUGCCUGGUUUGAGGAGCUUGAGGGUUGAUGGCAUACGUCUUCGCGAUACAUCUGUAUCAGAACCAGAGCGAGUCCGUUGUCUCAAAGCCUUCAAAGGCAUAACCUCUUUGAAACUGGAAGACAAUCUCCUCCCGUGGGCCGACCUGGCCCUCCUAACCCACCGCUUCCCCUCUGUCACAACCUUCUCCGCAUCUAGCAACCUCUACACAAGCCUCACACAUCACGCCCUCAACCCCACAAUCACCGACCUAACACUGGAAGACAACCACCUCACUUCUCUAUCCUCACUGGCCUGCCUCACAGCCCUCCCAAACCUGCACCGCCUCAUCCUCAAAUCGAACAAAAUCUCCGAGAUAACCAGUUCCGGCGCAUCGAUACCAGUUUUCUCGACCACCGUCCGAGAAGUCGACCUUUCGUUCAACAAAAUCUCAACAUGGGCGUUCAUCGAACAACUCAUACACGUCUUCCCCGGUCUCCGAAGCCUGCGUGUAUCGCAGAACCCGCUGUAUCAGUCGUUACAAGCACCGGAUGGACGGAACUUGACGGCAGACGAUGGAUACAUGCUUACGCUUGCACGACUGGGACAACUCAAGACACUGAACCACAGUCCCAUCAACGAGAAAGAGCGGUUGAACGCAGAGUCGUACUAUCUCUCCAUGAUCGCCAAGGAAGUGCAAUUCGCGCCUGAGAACCUGCGAGAGCAGAUAUUGAAGAGUCACCCGCGAUACGAGUGGCUAUGUGAGGAGUAUGGCGAGCCCGAUGUUCAGCGUUCUGUCAACGCUGUGAAUCCCAAUUCGCUUGCUGCCCGGUUGCUUCGCAUCAAGUUUUACCUUGCGACGUCCACAGACACGGUAUUCGAGACGGAGAUCCCGAUGAGCGGCACGGCGUACACGGUUCUCGGUAUUGUUGGGAAGCACUUCGGCAUCAAGCCUAUGAAGUGCAGACUGAUCUGGGAGACAGGCGAUUGGAUGUCAGUGCGGAAAUCAGCGACAGACAUCGUAGAUGACGACUGGGAUUCUGAAGAUAGCGAGGCGGAGAUGGGUAUGGAGCGGGUCAUGAGGGAGGUGGAGAUCGUUCCUGGGACGCGGUCGAUUGGUACAUGGAUCGACGGGACAGAGGCUACUGUGAGGGUCGAAGUCAAGUCGUGA
Alternaria viburni is the source of this 1758-nucleotide messenger RNA. RefSeq lists its product as uncharacterized. Lineage: Eukaryota; Fungi; Ascomycota; Dothideomycetes; Pleosporales; Pleosporaceae. The coding region runs from base 1 to 1758 and encodes 585 amino acids. Gene Ontology annotation, molecular function: protein binding. The record is from RefSeq and is a predicted model, not a curated record. The transcript has 2 exons.